AGGUGCCUUCCUUCCUCCGCCAGCUGGUCAAAGAAACGGGCAGAAUGGUGGCGUUCUUUUUCAAAGGCGGCUCAAGAGAAAAGGGCCCCGAGGAGCAGGACAACUUUGACCAAGACGACGACACGCCCAGCCCGUACCUGGAGAGGCCCGUUUUGGAGAAGCACGUGUCCGAGGGGGGGUCAGAGUCCGGGGUGAACUACGCGGUGGCGAGCAUGCAAGGCUGGAGGGCUCAAAUGGAGGAUGCGCACACUUGUAUGCCUCAUAUGAGAGGGGAGCUGAGCGAGUGGGCCUAUUUCGCCGUGUUCGACGGCCAUGCGGGGAGCACCGUGGCCCAGUACUGCUCCAAGAACCUGCUGGACCACAUCCUAGCCACAGUAAGCGAAGACCCGGAACAGGUCAAAGAGGGCGUCCGCGAGGGAUUCCUCGAAAUUGACCGCCACAUGCAUAAACUGGCCCGGGAGGGCGAUUGGGACCGGAGCGGCACCACGGCGGCGGCCGUGAUGAUCUCGCCGCGAUACGUCUACUUCAUCAACUGCGGGGAUUCACGCACGCUCCUCUGUAAGGACGGCCAGCUGGUCUUCUACACGGAGGACCACAAGCCCUUCAACCCCAGGGAGAAGGAGCGCAUACAGAACGCCGGCGGCUCGGUCACGCUGCAGCGCAUCAACGGCUCGCUGGCCGUAUCCAGAGCGCUGGGCGAUUUCGAUUUCAAGGAGGUGGACUGGAGGCCGCAAACGGAGCAGCUGGUGUCGCCCGAGCCCGAAGUGUACGAGGUGGAGCGAGCGGACCGGGACGAGUUCAUCGUGCUGGCGUGCGACGGCGUUUGGGACGCCAUCGGCAACGAGGAACUUUGCGCCUUUGUGCGGAAUCGCCUGCAAGUGUGCGACGACCUGCGAGAGAUUUGCACGCAAGUCAUCGACCUCUGUCUCUACAAGGGCAGUUUGGAUAACAUCAGCAUCAUCAUCGUGUGCCUCCCGGGCGCCCCCCAGUUGUCGCAAGAGGCACUGCAGCAGGAGGCGGCGCUAGAGCAACACAUUGACCUGAAAGUAGAAGAAAUCAUCAAGAUGAUGCGCUCCAAAGAUGAGGAUCCUGACCUUUUGUAUGUGAUCAAGUUCCUGGCUGAGGAGGAGAUACCGGGACUUCCACCAGGGGGCGGCAUCACCAGCAAGUAA
Molecule: messenger RNA, 1172 nt
Organism: Syngnathus typhle (broad-nosed pipefish)
Lineage: Eukaryota; Metazoa; Chordata; Actinopteri; Syngnathiformes; Syngnathidae
Gene: ppm1na
Product: protein phosphatase, Mg2+/Mn2+ dependent, 1Na (putative)
Exons: 4
Coding region: 45-1172 (375 amino acids)
Biological process (GO): positive regulation of canonical Wnt signaling pathway; positive regulation of canonical NF-kappaB signal transduction; protein dephosphorylation
Cellular component (GO): cytosol; nucleus
Molecular function (GO): manganese ion binding; magnesium ion binding; protein serine/threonine phosphatase activity
Source: RefSeq, a predicted model, not a curated record